GGUUCUUCUGCCCACACGGAGCAUCAAACAGAAGAAGACGAAGAAGAGGAGCCAUUGGCUCUGAGGAGUUGAUGACGGAAGGAGCGCACUGUGUUCUCCAGGAGCGCAGUAGUCUACUCAGUCACACACAGACAUACACAGCACCUCGGUCCAGUGGGAUGAGAUUAGUGUGUCGGAUUGGGAUGAAUCUUUAAGUGGUGAACUUCUUCUUUUUCGCUUAUUGUUAUUUUUUUGUUUAUUUUGGAGGUGGAGACCUGUUAGGACGAGCGCGUUGACUCCCCAGGAGCGCGCAGAGUGGCUCACGCUGGAACAAAAACAGCUCAGUGCAGCGAGUGCAGCGCAGGCAGGUUUCCGUUUUAAAAGCAGCAGGAGAGGCAGGAGAGCAGAGUUACGGAGCCCACGGGAAAGCGGCGUCGGCGCAUGAGAAAGACGGACAGCUCUUUUGAGAACCACCGGGAUACUGAGAAGAAAAAUCUGCGACGGAACUUGGAUAUGGCGGGUGCGAAGACGAUCGACCUUCUCGUUGGAGUUGUUUUAGUUUUGCAGUGUGUGGGGAAUAUCCAAGCCGAGAUCGCAGCCAGUAACGGGCUCUCCUACUCAUACUUGGAAGGGCAGGCAGGAGACGAAGAUGCAGCAGUGGACGUGAAGCUGUACAGUCACCGGUGGAGGAGAUGGGUUCCCCCAAAACCUCGUAACAUGGACAGUAACAGGGCCAGUCAGGAGCAGGAACAGGAGCCUGAGCAGGGAGACCCUGAAGGGUUCCCAGGACUGCUGUCAGCAGAGGAAAGAGACAACAGCUCCCAGAUUGAGGAGGAUACAGAUCACAACUACUACACAUCAAAAACAUAUGGGCCGUCAGAUCCAAUGAGCAAGGACUUGUGGGUAAAUAUCGACCAGAUGGACAAGGAAAAAGUGAAGAUCCACGGCAUUCUGUCCAACACGCACAGACAAGCGGCGAGAGUUAAUCUGUCCUUCGAUUUCCCUUUUUAUGGACAUUUCCUGCGUGAAAUCACCGUGGCAACUGGCGGGUUUAUUUAUACGGGUGAUGUGGUCCAUCGGAUGCUGACAGCUACUCAGUACAUUGCUCCCUUAAUGGCCAACUUUGAUCCAAGUGUCUCCAGGAACUCUACUGUCAUCUACUUUGACAACGGUACUGCUCUGGUGGUGCAGUGGGACCACGUCCACCUACAGGACAACUACAACCUGGGAAGUUUCACCUUCCAGGCCACGCUGCACAACACCGGCAGGAUCGUCUUUGCAUACAAAGAGAUCCCCAUUGAGGUGUCACAGAUCAGCUCUGUCAAUCACCCGGUGAAGGUGGGCCUGUCUGAUGCCUUUGUGGUGGUUCACAAGAUCCAGCAGAUACCCAACGUGAGGCGGAGGACAAUCUACGAGUACCACCGUGUGGAGCUGACGAAGACGAAGAUCACCAAUUCAACAGCUGUGGAAAUGAUGCCUUUACCCACCUGUCUCCAGUUCACCAGCUGUAGCGCCUGCAUCUCCUCACAGAUCAACUUCAACUGUAGCUGGUGUCAUCGCCUCAACAGAUGUUCCAGUGGCUUUGACCGACAUCGGCAGGAUUGGGUGGACAACAGCUGCCCAGAUGAGACCAAGGACAAGAUGUGCGACAUCAUUGACACUACGUACCUUUACCCCUUCACCACCACUAUUGUCGCCAAAACAACAUCCAGGAGCAAAGAGGCCACUGCCGGCAGGGACACGCCCUCCUCCUCCCACCCUCCCACCAGCGUCCCCACUGAAGAUGAUACAAAGAUCGCUCUGCACCUCAGAGACAACCAGGCGGAUAAUGCCGUAGGCAGGAUGCCAGGUACACACCCUCUACACACUGGUCUGAUCCUCGGUAUCCUUCUGGUGAUGCUCAUCAUGGUUGCUGGUGUGCUGGUCACGGUCUACAUCUACCAUCAUCCCACCUCUGCUGCCAGCCUCUUUCUUAUUGAGAGACGCCCAAGCAGGUGGCCAGCCAUGAAGUUCCGCCGGGGGUCAGGUCACCCAGCCUAUGCGGAAGUAGAGCCGGUGGGCCAGGAGAAGGAGGGCUUCAUCGAGUCUGAGCAGUGCUGAGGGAGGAGGGGGUGUCCGCAUCCCUGCAGCCCCCUCCUCCUGUGCCAGCCCUCCUCCCUCCUGCUCCACAGGGACUUCUCACCAGGAACCUCCAGGAUUUGCUUAUCAUCGGAGGAGCACAAUGACUCGUUAAGACUGUUGUACCAGCCCAUUGAGUUCUAGAUGAGACUGGAUACCACAGUCAACAAUAUGAGGAAGUGAGAAAACCCUGAAAACUGAUCCCAGACAAACGUAUUGUUCAGCUCCUGUUGGAAAGGAACUGAUCUGUCAAGGACAGAGGAAGGGAACAGGAUUAACAUUAUCGACUCAGUCAGCAUUGGUUAAGAGUUUGUACGGCUGCUGUCAUGUUGACUUGGAGGGAUUGUACGGCCUGACUGCCUAAACUGAUACUGGUGUGUCUGAGGAGGGAGCAGGGUGAAUUAUACAAUAUAUAUUUUCAGAAACAAUACAGAGUAUGUGAACAGAGAUUUCCACUUUAUUGUUGGUGGGGUUAUACAGUAUAGGCCUUUGUAUAUCCAUCAGGUUUUUGCUUCUUUUCAUUUUUCUUCAGUAUGUCUAUUUCACAGGGGUUGGCACAUGUAUCUGUAUAGACCGUCGGUAUUGCUUUUCAAUACAAUAGCAGGCUUAAUUGACUUUUCCACUGCCCGCUCUGCAAAGAGGGGCUGCAGCUGUACGAUAUGACAUGAGCUGAACUCCUGUCACUGCGAUCGAUCACACCUCGGAGUAAGUCUCUGAAUAUUCAGCAUUGUGUUGAAUUAGUGUGUGAUGUUUGGCUAGUUUCAUUUUUCUGAAAAUGAAGUGUAAGAUGUUUUUUUGUUCACUGAGAAUACGUCAGUGAGGGUUUUUUUUUUUUUUUUUGAGUGGGUAAUGGGCACACGCUAUCCUUCUCUCUAUUCUGAUUGGUUGUUUGAUUGAUUCCUUACGUCAUCAAUACCAUUUAUUUGUUUUUUUAUUUUUACUUUUUUCAUUACUGCCGUGCCAUUUUGUCCCUGACUAGGGUUUGCACAUUUUUUUUUCCAUGCACAUUUUUUUUCUCAUUUGACAUGUGGUACUAAUGCAAAAUUGCAAGACAGGCGCUUGUGAGUGUGAAUAUAUUUUCUAAAGUGUAAGUGAUUCCUGUGUGUGUGUGUGUGUGUGUGCGUGAAUGUGUGUGUGAAUGCAAAAGAGAGCAGUUUACAUUAGUGACUGGAUAUCCACCUGCUUUAUGGGUGCAUAUGUUUGAGCUGGCUCUGCACAGUUGAUUCUUAUUGAUUUGAAUCUGAGGUGUCUGGAUACAGUUUGUGUGAGCCAGAAAACACACUGGUCUAGUUGGAGUUUUUCUUGAUUUUUACAGUGCGGUUUCCUUUUCCAGUAUGUUGCCAGCAUAAACCGGUUCUGUGUCCAUGGUUAACAACUAUGAUUGACUCAUCCGUAUCAACACAUAAAUGUAUAUACCAAGGCCAAAACAUUUGCAGAUUCAGGUAACUCAUGGCAAACAUUUGUAGUAUAGCAGUAAUAGUACUGAAAAACUUUAUUUUUUAUGAGUGGCCUUUUUUCUCUGUACUUUUUUACUUAAAUGUGAAUACUGUUCCAUUGCUAUCACAGAUCAAAACACAAGGCUCCUGAAUGAGUAAAUUCAAACACUAAUUUCUGCUGUUAAAUAUUAGUUCAAGACAAAAUCACGUUUUACACCAAUGAUUGUAGACUCAUUUUACAGACAGUAUCAGUAUCCUAUCUGGAAUUCUACUGAAAAAUUAAACGUGCAAUAUUACACCUGUUCAGUUUGACACUGAAAAUGCACCUGGAUAAUUUUUUUUUUCUUUUUUUAAAUUUUAUUAACACCUUGUCACCAUCACAUUGAGACCAAAGACUAAUCAACAUCAGACUGCGCUAUAUUUUCAAGUAUUUACCUCAGCCUCCCCACAGCCUCCACACCUCAUUACUCAGCAUACCACCAUGCAGAUCCUACCAGUUAGUGGUGUAUAUUGUGGUUUGAUGUUUUGCUGCCAUUUGCAGUGUCGUUUCUCUAAACCCCUCCCCCGAACAGCGAUUGUCCAAUCAUAGCUUUGGAGCGCGCAAUUAGUUAAGGACUGAAACACGAUGGUUAAUUGGCAAUGUUUGAGGAAGGUUGUCUGAAAACACUGGCCACACUAGAAGUAUUUUCAGAAAGCCCAAAGAUUUUAAUUAACUUUGAAAACUUGCUGCUGAACAAUGAAAAAACAAAAAACAAAAACGAAAAUAUUUUUAACCUGUUUCUCAAGCAGCUCCUAUUUUCCAGUUUAAACAAAGCAUGACGAUUACCUCAAUGGGUAACAGUCACAACUUUGAAACCGUUUGUAUCGUGCAGCGGACGUAAUAUUUUUUCAUCCAGCUGGUUAGAAGAGUCUUUUGAUUAUCUGGAAAUACCGUCAGAACUCCGGUAAGUGUUUUUGUUUGUUACCUUUUAGAGAACCGAACGUUAUACAGAGGGGCACAAACUGGGCCUAACGUUACCUGAGAUAAGCAUCUAAACAUGGUUAUGAUAGAACGGAAUAACAGUAAUUUUUCUUUAUCAUACCUGCAAUUCUCGGACUAACUGCCUUAGUCUUCUGGAACAAUAUGUAUCUAUAUCUAUUACGUACAUAUAUUUGAAACCCUUUUUGCAAAAUUUUUGCUUUCAAACGAGUCAGCUGGAAAAAUUAAAACGUCGGCCGAAGACAAGUUUUUUUUUUGUUUUGUUUUGAUUUUUUUUGGCUAGAAGCGAAAAGCUUGCUUUUGUCUAAAAUCAAGGAGCUAUUGUUUGCCACGCGUUGUAAUUUAAAAUUACGUGUGACGUACGUUCGAGAACGGAAAUUUGUCAGCUGGACGCGUGACGUACGUUCGAGAACGGAAAGCUUGGCAUACAUAGCAACGGUAACUAAGGAGGCGGGGCUUAGCGAACGGCGGACAUCUACAGUCUAAAUGCAAUGAGAGCAUUUAAUCCUCUAAACACAUUGUCAUUAACGCAUCAGCUACACACCCAAAGAUACACACGAGUCACCAUGUACAAAUACCAAAUCAAGGACUCACUGGCUGUUUUAAUUCCUCACACAUACCCUUCUUCAUAACUACACUGAUUUCUGUAGUGGUCACAUUGUUGUCGGCCAGAGAGAGCAAACCCCUGCUUUCCAAACCCCAUUUUAUGACUUCCUCAUAACUUCCUUCUGCGAUUGUGUUUUAAAAGCAUACAUGAGAGGAGAGGGGGUUAAGUUUUAUAGGUCUGUGGAUUCUUCAUGCCUUCAGAUUUUUUUUUUUUUUUUUUUAUAUUGUUAGAUUGAUCCCUGUGGAGAAAUGCUCUUUGCAAUUGCUUGGGACAUCUGCUUGUUGUACACUGCCACCUGAAACUGCAAGUGUUUUUAUAACCACUCUCAAAACGCAGUUAAAGAAAAGUGGCUGAUGGUCGGAUUUGUUUGCGUCAAGCAUGUCAUCAAAAGCAGAAACACUUUAAUCGUAUAACAGGAGGUUGUCUAGCAGCGAAACCUUCACUUGCUUCACUUGACUUGACUAACUGCUUCCACUCCCACUUUCUUAACAUGCUAGUUUAGAUGAUGAGAAGCAGCAUAACGGUGUUGUUGAGAUAGGUAACUGCUGUGUGCUGUUCUUUAUUCUCUGAUCUAUGAGUUGGAUUGGAUGACGAUUGCCAGAGCUGAAUGUGAAGAGCUCAGUGUAAAGAAAUAAGAAUCGGACUUUUCUUCCAGCUGUGACUUUGUUUUUAUGUUAUCAAGACGCUCCAUAGCACACAAUAAGACUCAAAAUCACACAGUAUCAUGGCUGUCUGUAAUUUCUGUAACUACUGUUGUUUUGAUUACAUUUGAAAUAAUAAACAAUGUUGCUAAAAACAGUCACACUUGUUGAGAACGGCUUGUGUGUUUGCCAGUACUAUACCUUUACACAGUAUUAUAGAUUUUAUUUUUCAUUUAAGGACACAUUAGGUGAUAUUUUGAGUAUCAUUGGAUUGUAGGAACAAAAUUAAUGAUAAAUUACCCCCUCCCUUUGCUCCAUUUAUCAGUAUUCAUGUAUGCAUUCAAAACACAGAUACAACAGAGGAACAAUGAGCAGCUGGAAAACUGAAAUGCUUAUGCAUUAUUCUGGCUUAAAUGUCUCCAUAAUUAAUUUAAAGUGCAUGCCAAAAAAAAUUUAAAUAGGAUCUUGGGACAGAUUAAUUUGGAGGAAAGCCAAUGUUUGACUGACAGUGAACCGGAAUUCUUCUAUCAGUGCUCAUUUUGCUAGUCAGUCAGCUUCAUGUCUGUUAAAAAAAAAAAUCUUCUUUACCUAUGUCUGUGCAGAGAGAGAGAGAGAGAGAGAGAGAGAGAGAGAGAGAGAGAGAGAGAGAGAGCAUGACAGUGAAAAAUGCUGGCUGGUUUACGUGAAAUCCUUGGAUCAGGUAGAUAGUGGGACUACUCGCCUGCAGAUUGAGCAGAUAGACCUCUACAGCGGUAUAGAGAGAAAGCUGAGCAAACAAGACAGCAAAGGGGGGGAUGGAGCAUAAGCUUAGAAAGCUGGGGGCAAAAAAGGCAAGAAAGAGGUAUGAGGAAAGGAGAGAACAUUAUAUACUGAGGUAGGCAGAGCUUUCAGACUUUGUUACAGAGUACGAGACAAGACUGGUUCUGUAGCAUGAAGGACAAAAAGAGGAUUAUGCACUGUAUAUGCCUAACUAAAGAACAGAUAUAUAACUAAAGAAUGGAACCUGGAAGUAAUGAAGUGCGCUAUAUAAACACAACCGCUGCACAUUUUGCCUAUAAAAAUAAUAAGUGGGUGUUAAUAGUUGGACUCCCGGCUAUUACAUUCCCCAAAACAAGUUAAUGAAUCUGUUGCGGGUAAGGUCAUACCAGUCCUGUGAAUCAUGCCUCUGCUGUAACCACAGCCAUGAUCUCCCGUUACCUGACGUCUUACUGCCAUCUAGUGGUCAUAUAUGUUUAGGUUUUAGUACUUUAUUUUACUACUAUUUCCAAAAUUAGAAGUAGAAAAA
Molecule: messenger RNA, 7045 nt
Organism: Toxotes jaculatrix (banded archerfish)
Lineage: Eukaryota; Metazoa; Chordata; Actinopteri; Toxotidae
Gene: plxdc2b
Product: plexin domain containing 2b
Exons: 14
Coding region: 421-2079 (552 amino acids)
Source: RefSeq, a predicted model, not a curated record